AGUACGUUUACACAGCAACAUCAUUUCCAACUCUCUCCAGUUCCACAGGAGCCGCCAUGGAAGCCAUUAAUGUGCUUCAUCUGCUCCUUAUCUCUCUGUUUUCUGCUUUUCUUUUCGCGCAAGCAACAGAUAGAAUCACACCAAACCAGACUUCAAAAGAUGGGAGCUUCGAGCUCGGGUUUUUCUCUCCAGGAGGAUCAAGAAACCGUUAUCUCGGGAUUUGGUACAAGAAAGUCUCUCUACAGACAGUUGUUUGGGUCGCAAACAGAGAUUCUCCUCUCUACGACCUCUCAGGAGCCCUAAAAGUCAAUGGAAACGGGAGGUUAUCUCUCUUCAGUGGCAUGAACUCUCUCAUCUGGUCAUCAUUUUCUUUGAAGAAGAUCGAUGCAAGAGACCCUAUUGUUCAGAUUCUUGAUACAGGUAACUUAGUUGUAAGAAACUCUGGGGGUGAUCAAGAUUACAUAUGGCAGAGUUUAGAUUACCCAGGAGACACGUUUCUUCCAGGAAUGAAAUAUGGUAUUGAUUUCCUAACCGGUUUAAACCGGUUCUUGACAUCUUGGAAAUCUCCAGACGAUCCAUCAACUGGUAACUACACAAAUAAAAUGGAUCCAAACGGUGUUCCGCAGUUUUUCUUGAAGAGAAACUCGGUUGAUGUCUUCAGGGCUGGUCCAUGGAAUGGUCUAAGAUUCACUGGUAUGCCUAACCUAAAACCUAACCCAAUUUAUCGGUAUGAGUUUGUGUUGACGGAGGAUGAAGCUUACUACACGUACAGGCUUGAGAACUACCCUUCAGUGAUCACAAGAAUGCAGUUGAAUCCUAGUGGAGCUUUGCAGCGUUACACUUGGGUGGAUAGUCAUUGGAACUUCUAUCUAUCAGCUCAAAUGGAUAGUUGUGAUCUCUACAAGUUGUGUGGCUCUUACGGAAGCUGUAACAUCAAUGACUCUCCAGCUUGUAGGUGUUUAAAAGGGUUUGUUCCUUAUUCUCCAGAGGCUUAUUCUGAUGGGGAUUGGUCAAAAGGGUGUGGUAGAAGAGUGAAAUUGAGUUGUGGUGAAGGAGAAGAAGAUUUUCUGAAGAUUUCAAAGUUGAAGUUACCUGAUACAAGAGCAUCUUGGUACGAUAAGAGCAUGGAUUUGAAUGAAUGCAAGAGGACAUGCUUGAGAAACUGUUCUUGCUCAGCUUAUUCUCCUUUUGAUAUUAGAGAUGGAGGAAGAGGAUGUAUUAUAUGGUUUGGAGAUUUGCUUGAUAUAAGAGAGUAUGAUGAAAAUGGACAAGAUCUGUAUGUGAGGCUUGCUACUUCAGAAAUAGAUACUUUGCAGCGCGAUUUAGACCGUGUUUCCAGCAGGAGACAAGAGGAGGAAGAUCCUGAGUUACCAUUUCUUGAUCUUGAAGUGAUUUCAGAAGCUACAUGUGGAUUCUCUGAUGACAAUAAGCUCGGACAAGGUGGGUUUGGACCUGUCUAUAAGGGAACGUUGUCUACUGGAGAAGAAAUCGCUGUAAAGAGGCUUUCAAGAACGUCAAGACAAGGCAUAGAAGAGUUUAAGAACGAGAUCAAGCUAAUUGCAAAGCUACAACACCGCAACCUUGUCAAGAUUCUUGGAUAUUGUGUGGAGGAAGAUGAAAGAAUGCUUGUCUACGAGUAUCAACGUAACAAAAGCUUGGACUCUUUCAUUUUCGAUCAAGAACGGCGCAAGGAACUUGACUGGCCUAUACGUUUGGAAAUAAUCAAAGGGAUUGCUCGCGGACUGAUGUAUCUCCAUCAAGAUUCAAGGCUUCGAAUCAUACACCGAGAUCUUAAAGCAAGCAAUGUUUUGCUUGAUUCUGAUAUGAACCCUAAAAUAUCAGAUUUCGGAUUGGCUAGAACCUUGGGAGGAGAUGAAACUGAAGCAAGCACAACCAGAGUGGUUGGAACAUAUGGAUAUAUGUCUCCGGAGUAUCAAAUCGACGGGUAUUUCUCAUUAAAAUCCGAUGUAUUUAGCUUCGGAGUUUUGGUAUUGGAGAUAGUAUCAGGAAGAAGAAACCAUGGUUUCUGCAAUCAUGAACACAAGCUUAACCUUCUUGGACACGCUUGGAGGCAAUACAGAGAAGAUAAGGCAAGUGAGUUAACCGAUGAAGCUUUCAAGGAAUCGUGUACAGAUAUUUCUGAAGUGUUGAGAGCAAUUCAUAUCGGUCUGCUAUGUGUACAACAAGAUCCUAUAGAUAGACCAAACAUGUCAAUGGUGGUUCUGAUGCUAAGUAGUGAAAUGUUGCUUCUUGAUCCCAAGGAGCCUGGGUUUUACAACGAGCGAAAUCUCUUGUUUUCUGACACUACAUCGAUUAAUCUUGACGUUCCUUCCAAUAAUUUACAAACCGUGAGUGUAAUGGAGCCUAGAUAAACCAUGUAGUCGAUCUUUGUAUAUUCUAUAAAUAUAAUCUCUAACCAUUUUUGUUAAAAAAGACUAUAUUGUAAUAAAAGUAGUUGAAGCCAUGAUCCAAAGUUGUCCUAAUGAUUUUAGGUGCUCGGUGACCUCGGUCUAUUGUAACUUCCGAGUAUUUAUGGGGUGGACAGAGAGUUCGGCAAGUAAGAAGUUUUGCAAGAAUCUACGAUCAGAUUCAUAUAGGUUUAGUGAUUAGAUGGCACAAACUGAUAUUUACCAAUUACCAUAAAUGUUCAAGACCUAAAAUUAGGCACAUGAGAACGUAACAGACAUAGUUAAGAUGAUUGUUGUAUCUAGUACUAAGAGAUCUCACCUAAUGCUUACACUAUAACGUGGAGAAUGUGAGAGAGACCUAAAAACGUGAAUGGCAAGAAGAGAAAGAAAACGUGGGAGAAAAAGAAAGAGAAAAAAACGUGGACAAGGAGCCCCAUGUUAUGAACUUAUGAUACAUACAUCAAUCCCUUCGGCCUUAACUUAUGGUCUUUUUCUCAUAGACGUGUCGACUUAAGGUAGUUUUUAAACGUAUGGCUUUUCGAUAUGGAGUAUUAUUGGAUUUAUUAACGAGUUAUAUCCGAUAUAUCUAUAUAUGUUCGUUAAAAUAUUUCGAAACAUAAAACUUCUAUUCAAGUUUAGACCGAUCUUUAAUCAAGAAAAUAACUAAUAAAUAUAUGUGUUUAACCAAAUAAAGUAAUAAACUAUGUACUAUAUCUAUGGGAGUUCGAAUCCAGUUCUUAUCGGAUGACUUUGGAUAAUCAGACUGUUAGAUCCAUCAAUUCCUGCCAACUUAAACCAAAGAAUUGGUCACAUUAUAAACAUUGAGCCAGAUUUAAAAAAAAGAAACUGAGUAUUUUAAAAUUUAAUUAUAAUGCUUAGUACUUUUAAAUGGAUGAGUACACGAAUAGCAAAACAAACUCAAUUUGCUUUUAUUUAUUUGGUUACAACAUUGUACAUUUAUAAAAAAAUGGUGGCGUCAGCAAUGCAUAUCCUCUGAAAACACACAUACAUGCCACAUCUCUUAGGAUACGAGAACUGAUAGGAAGGGAUCUAUUCAACUAGUCUGAAUAUUUAUAUAAAUUAUGUUCAUUCUCCAAAGUUCUGAAUUGUUCCGAAGUUCUUAUCCACACAUGUAAAGAAGAAGAAAAAGAAACAACAGUAAAGAAGCAAACGACCACACACCACAAACUUCGUGCAUUCUGGUGGUUCUCAUCUUGACAUCUCAUCUUCCUUUGAUUCUUCAUACCACCGUUGUUCUUCCUCACGUAGGCUUUCCCCAUAUCAAAGCAUGCCACAUGUGCACAAUUUCCUCUUCACAUAAUUACAUCAUGUGGUUAUUACUUUAUCAAAUAUUUAAUUUAAUUUUUCUAUACUGAGUUCGGCAGAGCCACAUACACAAAUUAAUUAUAUGACCAUAUAACAAAAAAAAACAUCAAAGAAUUAUGGUCCAAGUAAAUAAUACUCGGUUAUAUUAUAAGGAUUUAUUUCUACAUUCUGUAUUUUAAUCCCUUAUAUUUGAGGAGAAUCACUGUAAUAAAUGCGUUCACACUAAACUGGACACAUGUUACGUGUAAAAACAUUGUAAUAAAUGCGUGCAUACUAAAAUGAAUACAUGUCACAUGUAGAAAACUUUUCAGCAAAACUCUACAUAAAUAUAUUCAUAUUAUUUACUUUGUGUUUUUAAUAUAAAACUCACAUGCAUAGUUUUUUUUUUACGUUAUUUUUACUGUUUACAAAUAGAGCUAGACAAAUUAUUCAUAAAUUUUGAUUCUAUUCGUUAUUCGUUUUGAUUCGAACCAAAAAAUCCGAAUAUCCAUUACUCUACGAAACAAAUCAAAUACUAAAAUGCAAUAUCCGUAAAAAAAAACAAAUCACAAAUAUCAAUAUUUAUAGGAACGAAUAUCCAAUUUAAUCUGUUAUAUGCAUAUAUAUAUAUUUAAAUAAUUAUAUAUAAGUUAUAUAUUAUAGUUUAUAUAAAUUUUACAAUAUUUUUGUUUUAAAUAAUUUCAUUUUAAGAAUUUUUUUUUCAUGUAUUAUUUUAAAAAAAUGUCAUUUAAUAUUUAAUUAACAGUAUUUUUAUAUAUUUAUCAACUAUUUUUAUAUACUUUUACAUAUACAUACAUGUGCAUAUUGACGUGAGCACCUUAUAACUAAGUAUUUACCACCACUGAAAUAUCUAAUUUUUUGGAAUUUAAUUUUUUCUUAAUACUUAUUUCACUAUCAACCAAAUUGUAGUAAAAUGAUUUGUCUUAAUAACUUUUAUUUUUUUUAACUAUUACCCGUUUAGAAACUAUAAUAUGAAACCAUUGGUUCGACAUCACGACUAUCAAAGAUUCAUGACAUGAAAACAAAAAAAUAAUAGUAAUUUUUAAUUAUUACAGGAAAAAAAACAAAAAUAUCAAACAUUUUAACUACACAAACCAAAUAAAUAUUGAUUUAAAAUGAUAGUUAUAUUUUAGGAGAUUAAAAACAAAAAAACCUAAAACCAAACCGAUAUCCAGAUUAAACAGAUUAAUGUUUCCUUAUUAAAUAACGAAAUUAAUAAUCGCAUUCCACGCAAGACGCGGAUUAUUACCUAAUUAUUUUAUUAUCUCUACUGCAAAAGCUAAGAAACCCAAAUGUUUUGGAUCACUUUGGAAAGAGAAAGAAGUAUGGGAGAAGUAAAAACAAAAAACAAGUGGUUAUAAAAGAAAGAUAACUGAGAGAGAACUGGGGCCCAUUGGACUUCUAUUUAUGGUCCAGACAACACCCAGGUGGGCUCACGUGGCUCUUUAUCCCAUUGAGAACCUGAUUCGUCCACGUAGGACAGGGGAGAAUCUCUCUCUCCUUCUCUCGUGGCUGAGGUCUCGCCACGUCAUCGAUUAAAAAAUCUCCCCACAAAAUAUCUCGAAACUCAACCAAGAGUUGGUCGCCAUGGCCCAUACGCAUUAAGUGGUUUUUAAACUAAAUAAACUAUGGUACAUAUUAGACCAGAGCUGUAUGUUAAAAUAAUGACAUAUACAAGUAUAUAUUUAUUUUAGAGGAUUUAAACCCAAUAACUAAACUCAUUUGACAUUCUUGUUAUAUGAUAUUCGCAAUACCUAACCACGAUUGAAAUAUCAGCGGAAAAGACAUAAAAUAUAAUUUAUAGUUCCAUGAUAAAUUCUUCAAUCGAUAGAUGAAUAUAACUUGAUUACCGUCUAUAAGACUAUAAAAUUGUUAUAACUUAUAAUCUUUCCCAGCAAGAAUAGUUAUAACUGUUAGUAA
Messenger RNA from Brassica rapa (field mustard), 5654 nucleotides. RefSeq names its product G-type lectin S-receptor-like serine/threonine-protein kinase At4g27290. Gene Ontology annotation, molecular function: ATP binding; protein serine/threonine kinase activity. The record is from RefSeq and is a predicted model, not a curated record. Gene Ontology annotation, biological process: recognition of pollen; protein phosphorylation. Lineage: Eukaryota; Viridiplantae; Streptophyta; Magnoliopsida; Brassicales; Brassicaceae.